UUUUCGUUAAGUAAUGUCAAAUUGUUAGAGUUCUCGUCUCGUUUUGCUUUUGCUUUGCUAUGGUUAUGGUUAAUGGAUAACCCGGUUAGCCGUUGUAAUUUUACAAUUUUAUUUUAACAAUCCUCUUAUUCUUCAAAACGUUAAAUACAUUUCUGUAUAUUAGCCAAGUUCUCCACAAUUCAAGAUAACAAAAUAAAUUCUGAAAUUUAGGGCAAACAAAUUGUUGUGAUUACAUUUGAAUUAGACAUAAGGCAUAUAAGUUAUUAGUUAUUUGGCAAAUCAAAAAUACCAAAACAACUGUAGCCAUGGCACACGAUAUAAUGAGUCAAUUUUAUACUUGUUUGAAUUUGCCGUUACAAGAAAAAGUAGACGAGUUGACUAGAAUAAUAGACCAAUCUACUCCGAGCAAAGAUCUUCAGACAUUGUUUCCUCAAUUAAUCAGUAACAUAUUCUCAAACACUUUUAAUAAUGGCUGGGGAUUGCGGACAGUUACAUGUGAUGCUAAAAAGCAUGAAUUUGUAGCUCUCAUUGCGUUUUUUGAACCACUUGGCCCUAUGUUACGGUUGUGCUAUAAACUUUUGUCAGACCCACAGUUAAAAUAUAACUUACCAUUAAAUGUUCUACCAUUGGACUUGCAGAUGACUUUAGAAAGGGGAAGAUGUCCACAGUUUUACUCUGACAUGCUUGUUACUGACCCACAAACACUCAAUGUUGUGGCUUUAGCACUCAAUCCGUUUGACUAUUACAUCUUCAAUUUUGCGCUACACCUUGUUAGUAACAGCCAACAGACAAGUUCUUGGGAGAACUGGAGCAGUGCUUACUUUGCAUUGGCAUGUGACUAUCUCAUGCACUUCUUACCUGCUGACCCAAAUGUGUCAGUACUGCCACAUAUACCCAACUACACAGGCAAAGUACCCAUGGCUGCACCAUUGCAAACAGCUAACAGACCCUUGUAUUCUCCAUCACUAUUGCUGAUACCUGAUCUGUCUGGCUCUAGCAUGAGCAAUCAACAUACAACAACACAGAACCAGUCACGGAAUGAAGUUUGGCGAUCUGAAACAGUAUUGCAAGUCUUCAUCGAUAUUUGGAUGAGUGUAGAACAAUUCAGUGCUAGAAAUGUUGAAAUGUUCCAGAGAAAUUAUACUACAAUAUCUUCAAGUCCAGAGCGUGUGAGAACUGUGCGCGUUCUAGUAAAGCAUUUACACUCCUUUUCGGCUAAACAUAUGUCCGAUCCAGCGGUCAGAUCAUCAGCACUUAGGAAAUAUGCUCGCCAGCUAAUGUGUGUUCGUGCAUACCAUUACGUAAAGCAUUUAGUUACAACAUGGCCGCUCGACGCGUCGUUCAGACUCGUCAUGGAAUUGUGGCUAAGUCUUAUUCAGCCUUGGAGAUAUGUUAACAACAAUAUUUCUGAAGACAGAUUUGCUCACCACAACAACAAUACAGAAGAAAAAAAAGCAAACAAACUGGACUUAAGUUUUACUCAGUUCAUAGCUGAAAACUAUCCAUCAUACACUUGUAUCUUCCAACUGGUAUUGCCAAGGUUUAUGAGGUUGGACCUCAGUGCUUACAAGAAUGCCAUUAUGUUGUUCAGAUUAGGAAAGGUCUUCACACAACAACACCUCUGCCCAAUUUUAUGGAAUUUAGAAAAAGCCAUUACUGACAGUGGCACUGGUUUGAGUCUUAGUCCAGAUACGAGUUACAAUAAUUCUGGAAUGGAACAAAGUUACACAUACAAUGGUAUUUCGUUACAUAAGUGGGUGACAAUAGCUAAGCAAUCUUUGUCAGAGUUCAACCUAUCAGCCAAUUUCGAAUACCAACCGAUUUGGGGCGAAAAUAUGCGAUCAUUUGCAUCUCACCUAUUGCAAAGAAUUGUAUCAGCCAGGACAACUGCGGAAAAUAAUAUCGAAGAGUUUAAUAAAAUAUUAAAUCAAAAGAACAAAGGAAUAUGGGGUUCAAUCAAGUUAUUUUUAAUGAUAGAAGAUGAGGGAGAGGACGCCGCUUUGUUAGAAGAAAACAAGAAAGUGCCAAAUUACUUAACAACCAGUUUCCAUUACUUCUCAUACAUAUUUGGGUUGAACGCACCCGUCGCAAUUCCGCCAGAACCGGUCAUAGAAGAAAAUUCUUUGGAUAGCUCAUUGCAUGACAAUUCCUUAAGUUUUCCACUGUCGAUUACGAAUAAGUUGCGCAGUAAACCUACCAAAGUACACUAUAUGGGAGACCCGGACCUCAUGCCGAUAACUACCUAUGAGAGCACAAUAUUAGUGCGAAUGUUGUACCAAAUAGCGUCUAGACUAAAUGAAAUGUACGGAGCUCAGUUCGAAAGUCUAUGGAAUCGAAAUGAUUUGUGUGGGUUUAUGGCUCGGGAAGUGCUACAAUCACCUUGUACGAUUCAGACGUAUGUAAAGGAUGUAACAAAUCACCAGAACAUUGUCAGUCAGCAACUUCCUGCACGACUUUCCCUGCGACGUCUCGGAACACACGCAUUCGUUGUCUGGAUCUCCAUCGGCUACAUCAUAUUCAAAAUGUUAUCCUACAGCGGAUUAUUCUACGCGUUUGUUUUAAUCAUUAUGUGGUUAAUGUUCGUUUUCACAAAAGCUAGUUGUAAAAUGUUAAGAACUAUUUAAAAUCAAGUUAUUUAUAAUUAAAUUUUUAUAAUACCUUAUUCUUGCAUCGAAUAAAAUUAUUUUUGUAUGAA
This is a messenger RNA of Spodoptera exigua (beet armyworm), 2695 nucleotides long. The record is from the annotation of a GenBank genome assembly. Lineage: Eukaryota; Metazoa; Arthropoda; Insecta; Lepidoptera; Noctuidae.